Messenger RNA from Poeciliopsis prolifica (blackstripe livebearer), 3251 nucleotides. RefSeq names its product solute carrier family 17 member 8 (gene slc17a8). The transcript has 12 exons. The record is from RefSeq and is a predicted model, not a curated record. Gene Ontology annotation, cellular component: excitatory synapse; synaptic vesicle membrane. Bases 357 to 2114 code for a protein of 585 amino acids. Gene Ontology annotation, biological process: regulation of synapse structure or activity; transmembrane transport; synaptic transmission, glutamatergic. Gene Ontology annotation, molecular function: neurotransmitter transmembrane transporter activity; L-glutamate transmembrane transporter activity. Lineage: Eukaryota; Metazoa; Chordata; Actinopteri; Cyprinodontiformes; Poeciliidae.
UGUCUCGGGACUAAAACCUGGAUUUCACACCUCUAUUUUGCUCUUCCUUUGUUCAAAAUCACUCCUCAAUGGAUCUUUUAAGGACGCAUACAUUUCUGAUUCUGUUGCAUUUAGGACAUUGAGGUACACUUUUGACAUCACACCCGUCCACUUUCCUCUUCUCCACGGAUCCAAAAGUUGGAAAAGUCCUCAUCAUCUCAUCAUCACUUUGGGACUUUUAGCAGGUGUCAAUCCCAAGUAGUACACGGUGAAGGAGGAUGACAAGCGGCGUCUAGUGGAUACUUUUUUCUCGUUUUCUUUAUAAGAGUGACUAGGAUUUUGUUUUGGGAUAAAAGAAAAAAAAAGAAACAGAAAAGAUGCCUUUUGAUUUUGCAGGUUUGAAAAAUCAGGUGCUAAAACCUGGGAAGGAGGAGGUCAAGAAUACUGUGGGGGAUUCUUUAGGAAAGCUGCAAAGGAAAAUGGACGGUAACAAUGUUGAGGAUGAGGAAAACAUUGAACUGACGGAAGAUGGACGGCCGGUGGCGUCAGCACCACUUCCUGCCCCCCUGCUGGACUGCAGCUGCGGCGGUCUGCCCAAGCGCUACAUCAUUGCCAUCCUCAGCGGCCUGGGCUUCUGCAUCUCCUUUGGCAUCCGAUGCAACCUGGGCGUGGCCAUUGUAGAGAUGGUGAACAACAACACGGUCUAUAUCAACGGGACGCCAGUGAUUCAGAAAGCUCAGUUUAACUGGGAUCCAGAGACUGUGGGGCUGAUCCACGGGUCCUUCUUUUGGGGCUACAUCGUCACUCAGAUCCCAGGCGGAUUCAUCUCCAACAAGCUGUCUGCCAACAGGGUUUUUGGGGCUGCCAUUUUUCUGACAUCGGUGCUGAACAUGUUCAUCCCAUCAGCUGCCAGGGUGCACUACGGCUGCGUCAUGUUUGUACGCAUCUUGCAGGGGUUAGUGGAGGGGGUCACCUACCCAGCGUGUCACGGGAUGUGGUCCAAGUGGGCUCCGCCUCUCGAACGCAGUCGACUGGCGACCACAUCAUUCUGCGGUUCCUACGCCGGAGCGGUAAUCGCCAUGCCUUUAGCUGGAGUUCUGGUGCAGUAUGUCGGCUGGUCGUCAGUCUUCUAUCUUUAUGGCGUGUUUGGGAUCCUGUGGUAUAUCCUGUGGCUCCUCCUGGCUUACGGGAGUCCUGCUCAACAUCCCACAAUCACUCAGGAGGAGAAGAUGUACAUCGAGGCUGCCAUCGGCGAAACAGCCAACCAACUGAGUGUUACAGAGAAAUUCAAGACCCCAUGGCGUCGUUUCUUUACCUCCAUGCCGGUCUACGCUAUCAUUGUGGCAAACUUCUGCCGCAGCUGGACCUUCUACCUGCUCCUCAUCAGCCAGCCGGCAUACUUUGAGGAAGUGUUUGGCUUCCCCAUCAGCAAGGUGGGGAUCUUGUCUGCCGUCCCUCACAUGGUGAUGACAAUCAUCGUCCCUAUCGGAGGGCAACUGGCGGACUUCUUACGAAGUAAAAAAAUUAUGUCAACAACAAAUGUGAGGAAGCUCAUGAACUGUGGAGGAUUUGGUAUGGAGGCCACACUUCUGUUGGUUGUUGGAUUUUCUCACACGCGAGGAGUCGCCAUUUCCUUCCUCGUGUUGGCUGUAGGCUUCAGUGGAUUUGCCAUUUCAGGUUUUAAUGUCAACCAUUUGGAUAUAGCUCCUCGUUAUGCCAGCAUCUUGAUGGGCAUUUCCAAUGGAGUUGGAACGCUGUCUGGAAUGGUGUGCCCCCUCAUUGUUGGAGCUUUGACUAAAAACAAGACUCGUUUGGAGUGGCAGCAUGUCUUCAUUAUUGCCUCCAUGGUGCAUUACACAGGAGUCAUCUUCUAUGCUAUCUUUGCGUCAGGAGAGCAGCAGGACUGGGCCAACCCCGAGAGCUUGAGUGAGGAUAAAUGCGGCAUUAUCGAUGAGGACGAGCUGGCGGAGGAGUCAGAACUUACCACCGACGGUGGCCUGGCUUCCAAAAAGAGCUACGGAACCACAGACAAUUCAUACGGUCGAAAACAGGGAUGGAAAAAGAAGAGAGGGGUCACCAUGGAGGGGGAGGAGGAACACUGUGGUAACGGGGACUACCAGGAUGGGUACCAGUGAGACAGCAGGAGGAUUACAAUUAGAGGACUUCCAGAACACUCGGGUGAAACUGAAGGUCUGAUUUCACACCGGAGGAGGAGUUCAGGGGAAACAACAACAGCAGCUGCAGCAUCAAAAGCACCACAAGAUAGUCUUUUUCAGCUAUCAGUGAAGAAUGUACAAUACUGUACAAUUGUUUCAGACCUUCUGUAAUUUCUGAAUAUUAUGUUUCAAGCUGAUGUUUUGUGAUUUUUGUCUUCAAAAAUCACAGUCUGGCUCCUUGGAAGCAAAAAUAUGAAGAAAUGAAGGUCGACUUAUGUUUUGCACAGUACUUUGGUUACCUGAUAUGUAAAAAAAAAAGAAGCAAAUAUUUGACAUUAUUUUAAAUUAGAGAGUCACUGGAAAGACAGAAUGUGUCUAUCACACAAAAAUACAACUAAGUUACAAAUUUGACAUCUGUUUUGUACAAACCAGCAUCACACUGAAGAUACAUGAGCAACACAUAUCAACUUCCAAACCAACCUGUAACCUUCAUCCUGCAGGUGACGCUGAUUGCAGUUUAUGUUAAUCCAUGUGGACGGUCCAUGAGACGUUUUGUGUCCGCUAUGCAACCUGAAAAAACCUGAAGGAAUGUAAAGAUUAGAUCUCAGUAGACCACAGUCUGUAUGGAGUCAGUCUUAUUAGGGUUUCCUGUGUAAAUCUGCUGUUGCUGAAUGGUUGCACUGCUUUGCUUCUUUGAGCCGGUUUUAAUUCACCAUGUGCUUGGAUGGAAAUCAUCUUUAAAUCAGCGUUAUUAUUUACGGAGCUCUAGGCUCCAUAUUUUAGUUGGACAAAAUGAAUGUUCAAUGUUUUUUUUCUUCCUCUUUUUGUCUACAUGGUGAUCCAGUUAGAAACACUGAGUAUUUUGCUAUAAUCACAGAAGAAUGUGUAAAAUGCUCAACAAAGAAAAUGUGCUGUACAUUUGAACAUUUUAGGCUUGAUUUGCACACAAAACGUCUGGUGUAAAAACAAAUAACUGCAUUAUUGAAGAUUAUUGAGAUGGUUUAUGGAUUACGUCAUGAAAAGUUUUAAGGUUCUGGAUUAAGAGAUAAUGUCUAUGUGAAUGAUGAACUUUUUUUUUCUUUGUGAAAUCAUGAAAACUUGAAAAAGACUUUAUUA